Messenger RNA from Suillus subaureus, 1695 nucleotides. RefSeq names its product asparaginase-domain-containing protein. The transcript is spliced from 9 exons. Lineage: Eukaryota; Fungi; Basidiomycota; Agaricomycetes; Boletales; Suillaceae. The record is from RefSeq and is a predicted model, not a curated record. Bases 102 to 1583 code for a protein of 493 amino acids. Gene Ontology annotation, molecular function: protein binding; asparaginase activity.
GCAUACGCUAUGCAAUUCUUGAGGUCAGUCGUCCGUAUGUAUUCAUCACUCAGCCAACAUCUUAGCAAAUCCAGUGGAACCCACUGCUUGAUAGUAGCAACAUGGAAAUGGACGAUUGGAUCCGUAUAGCCGCCGAGAUCGAGCUGAACUACACUUCCUUUGACGCAUUCGUUGUACUACACGGCACCGAUACCAUGUCAUAUACUUCCAGCGCACUCAGCUUCCUGCUCGAGGAUCUCGGAAAAACUGUUAUCCUUACAGGAGCUCAAAUACCCCUCUCGCAACUUCGGAACGACGCUGUUGACAAUCUUCUUGGCGCACUGUCUAUUGCAGGUAAUUACAUCAUACCAGAAUGCAGUUUGUAUUUCAAUCAUACAUUGUACCGCGGCAAUAGAGUAUCUAAGGCCUCUUCCUAUGACCUCAAUGCCUUUCACAGCCCUAAUUUCCCCCCGCUUGUAAAUGUUGGAAUUGAUAUAGUCGUUAACUGGAUUGACGUCCUACGUCAGACUAGCCUUCGAAGAUUCAGAGCCUACAAAGAAAUGAGUCCCCAUGUCGCAACUCUCCGCCUCUUCCCGGGCAUGACAGGUGCCACUGCUCGCGCAUUCCUUGCCCCGCCAACACGUGGAAUCGUUCUAGAGACAUUCGGUGCCGGAAAUGCUUCUCAACGACCAGAUGUCCUGGCUGCAUUCAAGGAUGCAUGCGACGGAGGCGUCGUGAUCGUCGCUAUCUCUCAGUGUUUCAAAGGCUCUGUGUCAGGUGAUUACGAGACAGGACAAACACUAAUCCAAGUCGGUGUUGUCCCCGGCGGAGACAUGACCCCCGAGUGUGCUCUUACCAAGCUUAGCUACCUUCUGGCAAAACCCGAACUUACCGCAGCCGAAGUGCGCUCACUUAUAAGCCUUUCUUUAAGAGGCGAGCUCACGCCACCCAUGCCAUCUCUACCUGCGGCGCCGUCAUCAGAUGAUGUAAACACAGAUCUUUCGGGACUGCUUUCUCAGUUUGUUCGCCUCUCUUCGUCUGCACGGAAGACAGAUAUCCCUCAGAUUGUGAUUGGGGAAGAAGCGCAGGACGCUACAGCUCCAUGGAGUCGUACUGCUGCAGAACGCGCAAGCACGGAGGCCGCACUCUUACCGUUUCUUGUACAUCUUGCUGUCGCGCGGGAUGACAUCGAGGGACUUGAGUUCUGCCUUACCUCAGCAGGUACAACCUCGUGUUCCGGUGUGACUGAGGGAACGGCAGAGGUCGUCGUCCCAGGAGGUAUAGUAAAUUGUUUGGACCCAGGGAGCGGACGGAGUCCUUUACAUGUCGCCGCAUCAAAUGGGAAUAUAAGAUGUGUCGAGAAAUUACUAGAGAGUGGUGCUUUGGUGCAUCUCAGGGACGAAUUGGGACACACUGCCUUAUAUUAUGCUGCGCGUCAGGGCCAUGGUGACAUUGUCGAUACGCUUGUGAGCGCAGGCGCGAAUCUUGGGGGCAUGGAGAAUGAGGCAGGUUAUGUGGGGCUUGCGGUGCAGAAUGCUGUUCAUGCUGGAAAUGAAGCUACGGUGGACAUUUGGAGACGGGCUGGCGUGAAACUUGCGGAUUAGUUAUUAGUUGUCUCUGCAGCCUUGUGACCACGGCGAGUUUCAUACCGUUAGCGUUAUGUACAAAGUACAGUCGUGUAAUAUUGGAGAAAAUAAAUUUGAUGAUACCGCCACG